Daldinia loculata is the source of this 3087-nucleotide messenger RNA. RefSeq lists its product as uncharacterized. Bases 1 to 3087 code for a protein of 1028 amino acids. NCBI's taxonomy places the organism in Eukaryota, Fungi, Ascomycota, Sordariomycetes, Xylariales, Hypoxylaceae. The transcript has 3 exons. The record is from RefSeq and is a predicted model, not a curated record.
AUGGCGGCGACGGCCACGGCCACUGGCGCUGACGUUGAUCAGCAACCGCAUCCUACAGUAGCUGAAAGCGCCGCAUCAUGCCUGCACUCUUUCCAGCAAUGUGUUCAAAGAGCAGCAUCCAUCCACCCACGAGAGCUUUCACUUGUGGAAGACCAGCUAGCAAGGUUUUCUGUUUGGACGACUAAUAUCAGAGUAUUUGCACCAGGUCGAGCGGCGUUAGACCAUCGCCUACGCGAGGCUCCUGAUGUUCAAGAUGCCGUUACCGGUCUUCUUGAUGCGCUGGCUAUCCGCGUCCAGAGCUGUUGGAAUAAUCUUGAACCCCUUAGUUCCAAGGUAGCUCAAGAGUCUAGUCAGCCCUUAGUAGGGGUCGACCCUAAGUUCCGGAAAUCAAUCCAAGAAAUCGCCAAUGAAAUAAGUUUACUCCAUAGAUUUUCAAACACCAUUCGUAGAGCAAGCAAAGCGGCCCAGAACCUCAAAGCGGCCGACUCAUUUCGAAUCCGCGAUGAUGAAGGGAACGACGCCGAGGACUUUAUAACGAAGUUGUUCGUUAACCACAUUCGAGACAAAUUUCCAGGGGUUAGCGACAGGAUUUGUCAACGUCUCGCCGAAACUAUGGUACUGCGACGGAAACGGAUUCUUUAUAGGAGAUCUCGUUACGGGGAUACUCCCAUCGGACUCCAAGAGACUCCCUCUCAACCUCGGGUCACUGUACCCAAAGUCCAACUCAAGAUUCGUGCGGCAGAGCAGCCACGGUCUGAGGGACCUCAAUCCGGGGAUGCAUCCAAAAGCGCCAUACAAUCCGUAGCGCAGAGUGCCACCACAUUGGCCCCUAGUAACUUUCAAAGGGCCUCGGCUCCGUCCGUGGUCUCUGUGUCGAAGACUGUAGCGUUAAGUAAUCAUGAAGAACUUACAUUCCCUCCAGCUCCGCUCGGCAGUCUAAAACGGAAAUACAACGAAGUUAGAAGACAACGAGAGGAAAUUGACAAACACAAUCUCGACUCCCCAAAUAGCGGGGAUAAACUCAAGUCUCUUAAUUCAGUAUGGAAAGAGAAAGCUAAGGAAAUAGGAGAAAUUAUAAAGGCUGUAGGGGAGGUAACCUGUCCGUUCUGCUUUUAUGCCCUUCCAGCAGAGGACGUGAUAGAUGAUAACAAAUGGAGGCUCCACGUCAAAAAUGACCUCGACGCAUACGUAUGUCUGUUCGAGGACUGCAGCUUACCUCACGAAUUAUAUGUACACAGUAGCGCCUGGCUUAAACAUAUGCGUGAGCAUGCCAUGCGCUGGCGCUGUAUAUCGAAAUCCCAUGGGCAGUUUGUAUGCGAGUCCAGAGACGAUUAUCUCACACACAUGAAGACCACGCACAAAGGCAAAUUCUCCGACGCCCAACUCCAAGCUUUAGCCGAUAGAAACGGUCGGGUCAUUGGCCCUCUAUUUAGAUCUUGCCCGCUAUGUGGAAAGAAAGAGGUCGACAGCACCAUGGAUAAUCAUAUCGUUGGCCAUCUACGGUUUCUUGCUCUGAAGUCUUUGCCUACAUGCGAAGAGGAAGGGCUGGAAGACGAGGGAAGCCAAAAAGGCGGCUCGAGUGCUUCAAGAGCACAGAGUAGGAGGAGCACAGUCGAGAGCGAACUCAAGGGACGCAGUUUAGGAACACUCGAAGAUAUUGGCGAGGUCAACGGCGAAAGCUGGCGUUCCUUUCUAUGGAACGCCCCGGAACUUCGGAGCAAAUACGCGCCCUAUGGAGGAUUUCAUUCUUACAUAUCCAAGUACCAUACUCUACACGCCGAGGAAGAUUCGACAAACAAGGCUUCGCCCGGCAACACCGCGUCUCCUACGGCAUUUCCUCCUCCACCUGACGAUGAAAGGCUUCUGUUCAACCAUUCCGCUGAUCCUUCUUUGGAAUUUUUCGAAGGGUCUUUGUUUGACGGAGUACCGGAUACAGAGCGACUGGAAUUCGAGUGGGGGUUUAUUCCUAGCCAACAUGGAGCAUCCAGGAGUCUCAAAGAUGACCCCAUUCUUCAAAAGUUUCUUGUCAAGUAUGAUUAUGGGACAAUUGGUGAAUCUUUCUCAGGGCUUAAUGUUUUACCGAUGAACCUUUCGGAUGUGCUAAACGAAACCGAGGGGCUCCGGACUAGCGCUUUCAGUGGCUUUACUUUCCCCCCUACGUACACCGGGCCUCCCGAAUUUCGUCAUUUUAGUAGUUCUCCAGUUACUGAGAUCAAUAUUAACGACGGCAGCUAUCCAUCGCCUUAUUUAUCCCCUAAACGGGACAUUUCUACCGGCUAUAACUAUGAGGAUUGUCCAGACCUGGCUAGUAGUCGCGAAGGGCCAUGGUUUUCCUUAUUCCCUCAAGUUGAUACUGUCACCAACCAGGAUGACCACGGGAAUCCUUGGAACUUAAAGCACGUCGAGUCAUUUAAACCUGAAGAUAUCGUUUACAAAGACGAUGUUACGGAACGGGAACGAUUUGGAUUGUACCCUGAAUCCGACACGGUUAUCCGCCAAGAUAACAUUACCCCUAAACUGGCAGUUGAUGAUAUACUGGCGGCUGGCGAUGAUCCGGGUGGCCGGAAUCAGUGGCCACAACCACGACCACGACAAUUACGACAACCAGCAUCACCACCACUACUACCAUCUCCGCCACCUCCCCUUACGCCAAUUAAUAUCAGUCAGCAGACGAUACGCUACGCAGCUCAGGCACCGCUAGAAUUAAUAGACGAAGAUUCUGAGGAUAUGAUGAAGAAAAAACUAGCAGAGAUGGAUACCAAAGGGAAGAAGGCGGAAGCCGACGACAAGCAGGAAGAAUUUGAAGCUCGAAUUAAGGACCAGAGCUUAGACGCGAUCUUAGACAGAACGAGAAGAAUAGAUAGAAGUCGAGCGCUUAGGCGCGAUUCUAGACAAAGGAAGCCAUCAGAUAAAGAUCCAGAGUUUCAGGAUGCCACCGAGCGCGAAAGGACCAAUUCGGAAACUUUGGAGUGUGUGAUUCGGCACCUAUCUAGUCAGAAUAGCCGUUACAAUGAUACUCAGCCAGAUAGCUCUGAUGAUGAUGAUGAUGAGAACGUUAACGUCUAUUGGUCUGCUAUAGCUAGGUAG